AUGUCACUGAAGGUGCAGACGAGCAACAUCACGAACAAGAAUGACCCCAAGUCCAUCAACUCCAGAGUCUUCAUUGGCAAUCUCAACACAGCCGUGGUCAAGAAGUCAGACGUGGAGACCAUCUUCUCCAAGUAUGGCCGGGUGGUGGGCUGCUCAGUGCACAAGGGCUAUGCCUUUGUGCAGUACUCCAACGAGCGGCACGCGCGGGCGGCCGUGCUGGGUGAGAACGGGCGAGUGCUCGCUGGCCAGACCCUGGAUAUCAACAUGGCAGGGGAACCUAAACCAAACAGACCUAAAGGGCUGAAGAGAGCAGCCUCCACCUUGUACAGUGGCUACGACUUCGACUAUGACUAUUACAGGGACGACUUCUACGACAGGCUCUUCGAGUACCGGGGCCGUGUCUCCCCGGUGCCCAGGGUGGUGCCAGUGAAGAGGCCCCGUGUCACCAUCCCCCUGGUCCGGCGUGUCAAGGCUGCACUCCCGGUCAAGCUCUUCGCCCGCUCGGCCGCCAUCGCCAACAGCUCGGCCAGGCUGAAGCUGAAGUGCAGCGAGCUGCAGACAAUCAAAACUGAGCUGACACAGAUCAAAUCCAACAUUGAUGCUCUCCUGGGCCGACUGGAGCAGAUUGCUGAGGAGCAGAGGCUGUCCACAGAGGCUCGGAAGAAGGCGGAUGGCAGCAAAAGUGAAGUGUCACAAGAAGACACAGCAUCAGAGGCAGAGGCCAACACGGAGGAGCCGCUCAACGGGGACGAGGGGGAGGAGGAAGGGCUGGCGCGGGACGAGUGCGAAGAUGAACUGGAGAACAGCCAUUACACAGAUGUGGAGGAUGCCAGACUACAGUAACCAGCCCCUUCAGACCAGCAGUGAGCACCAGUGUGAGGAAAGCACGAGGCUAAACCCUGUCCUGGCACGUUGAGCAAGACAAGCCGAACCCAAGUGCUGCUGUCACCUCUACCUGGCAUUCGAAGGAGCAACAUGGCCCAACAUCUUCCAUCCAUCUGUAAAGCAAAGACAAAGAUAAACUCAUCAUCCCAGUGAACCCCCUCUACCCCGUGGAAUGGAUUCA
Molecule: messenger RNA, 1066 nt
Organism: Chaetura pelagica (chimney swift)
Lineage: Eukaryota; Metazoa; Chordata; Aves; Apodiformes; Apodidae
Gene: RALY
Product: RALY heterogeneous nuclear ribonucleoprotein
Exons: 8
Coding region: 1-843 (280 amino acids)
Cellular component (GO): nucleus
Molecular function (GO): RNA binding
Source: RefSeq, a predicted model, not a curated record